UUAAUGGCGGAUGGGGUAAUGGGUCACGGUUGUUUUGCUUUUGAAGGUCAGGCAAAUUGCAAUUCCAUCCUCACAAUAUUUGAUCCUUUUUCCUCAAUUUUUUAAAGAAGAAAAUUGCGGUUUCUUGGUAUUGGGUCCGAUCUCUCUCCCACUGCACCAACUUUCGUAGUCUCUCCGACUCCCGCCAUGGUUGAAACGGUGAAGAUGCUCUGAUUGCCGCAUCUUCCUCGCCAUUAUUGCUAGCUCUGAUUCAUCUUCUUCCAGUCUUGUUCAAAGAAGAAUGUUUCUAGGCUUCUGACGUUUGAUUAUUUUGUCGAAAGAAGUAAAAAUAUAAGGGUUUCGACUCGGGAAAUUCAUCAUGUUGAAGAAAUUACCGGGUCGGAGCAGGUCGAAAGGCAUCAAAUUAAAGCAUAUUCUGCAGAUUGUUCUGUUGGUUGGUGUUUGCUUUUGGUUAGUUUAUCAGGUGAAGCGUUCCCAUGACAAGAAGAAAGGAUUCGACCAGAAAGAUAAUGAAAUAGCGAUAAGAACUCGGGAUGGGGGGGAUGUUUUGAAAUUUGGAAGGAAAGAGCUUCAUCCACAUGUUGAGGAAGUUCAUCCCGACUCGAAGCAAGAGGACGAUGAGGAGGAAGACUCGAAGCAUGAGGUUGAAGAGGGACAUGAAGAAUUGAAAAACGAGGCAGUCGAUGAGGAGGAAGACUCGAAGCAUGAGGUAGAAGAGGGACGUGAAGAACUGAAAAACGAGGCAGUUGAUGAGGAGGAAGACUCGAAGCAUGAGGUAGAAGAGGGACGUGAAGAACUGAAAAACGAGUCAGUCGAUGAGGAGGAUGAAGGAAGCAAGCAUGAAGAUGAAGAGGAGACGGAUGAUGAUGGGAGAGGAGAUGGCGAUGACGAUAUGAAUGAGAAUGAUCGAGAGAAGUCCGAUAAUGAAUCCAAUCAUGAAGGUGAGAAUGCGGACGAUGAGAGAUUGAAAGAAGAUGGUGAUGAGGAGGCAGGAGGAGAUGAGGAUUCUUCUGAUGAGCAGGAGAACGACAAUGGUGAUCGGAUCACUCAUGAGGCGCGGGAGGAAAACUACAAGGGGGACGAUGCAUCUAGUGCCGUAGCCCAUGACGACCACUCUACCACCUCGACAGACGACGUGAGUUUAGAAAGUUCAAGUGAGAACGCAGAACUGAAUAACAAAGAACAGAACAGUGAAUCAAAUGAAACCGAAGCGAUUCGUUCACGGUUAACCGAGGAAGUAGAUGAAAUGGCUAACAAUGAAACUUCAACGAACGAGAAUUUCAGUGAUGUGAAGCUCAGCGAAAACAUCCCGAGCGCUCAAUCCGAUGAUCAACCUGAAUCAAGCAAUAAUACAUCCUCUGCAACUACUGAUACAAGUAAUGUAGAGAAUGCAGAUUCUUCUCAGCAGAAGGGAACAGAAAUUGAUUUGAAUCAUACUCAAAGUGAAAUCAUAGACAAUUUGGCUGCUAAGAAUGAAACAUCUCUUCAGUCUAUACUCACAGAUAUGAAUGACAAGGUUUUGGAGAACAGCACCUCUGAAUCUCAGCCAAAUGAGGUUGAAGGCGAGACCCGAAACAUCACGAGUAAGCCAGAUCUUACUGUUUCAGAUGACGAGACAUCCGAAACGAAGAAAGAUGACAAAACAAACGAACCAGAGAAUGUCUUACCGACCAUGAUACCCGAGGAGAAUAGUGAAGCUACUCAUAACAACAAGUCGGAAGACAAUGGCGAGUCCAACGAUGAUACCUCCAACUCGACAAACCACAUUGAGGACCCAGUUCAAGACGAUCGUUUUGAUUCGUAACGACUCCCAUGUAACCGAACGGGUGGAUCUAGGUACGCUUCCAGACAUCGAGAAUGACAAUAGUGAAGAGACUGCAGCAGAAUGAGGAUUUGAAUUAUAGAGGAGAGCCCAUGAUUAAGCUGAGUGUUUGUCUUGUAAUUUAGAAUUUGAUAAUUUAUACUCAGAAGAUGAGCCAUAGGAGGAAGGGAUGUGCACGUGGGUGGCUCGUAGAAACGUUUUAGAAUUUUGAAUGAAAAUUGAAACGUACACGAUGGAUGAACUGGACCAGUGUGGAUAUGUUCGAGUCUCAGUUAACACGAAUGAACGUCAAGAUUUUUUA
Molecule: messenger RNA, 2123 nt
Organism: Cucurbita maxima (winter squash)
Lineage: Eukaryota; Viridiplantae; Streptophyta; Magnoliopsida; Cucurbitales; Cucurbitaceae
Product: high mobility group nucleosome-binding domain-containing protein 5
Exons: 2
Coding region: 359-1804 (481 amino acids)
Source: RefSeq, a predicted model, not a curated record